AUGCUUUUCAAGGCAGGAUGUGCCGCGGGCUUCUGUGCCGCAGCGUCUGCUCUUGCUCUCCCGCAGAUUGCACAAGUCCGUGAUGGCCAGGUGCAAGUACCCACCUCUACUUCUGUCGUCGGCAGCGUCACUACUUCAGCCGCAUCCAUGGCAUCGCCGUUCGGAUACUACUCGUAUCCUCAGAAGCCUUCGGUCAACAGCGCCGCCGUCGCCUCAGCUGCGGCCUACGCGGGCAUUCCCGCGUCUGAGAUUCCAGGAGCAACCAACGCGGUUCCUCCCGUCGUCAGCAGUCAAGUGACGGGAGUGACAUCCCACGGUCCCUACACCGGCACACCCACCACCACCGGUGCCGUCUCUAACGCGCCCGCGGGCACUGCCAUCCCAAUGCUGCCCCCCAACCCCAAGGAGCUGAUUUACAGCCCGGAUGGGACCCUCCACAACCAACAACCCAUCCCGUACCAGCCAGCCGGCGGCUUGGGCACCAACGGGACCGAGCCCGUAUACCGCGUGCAGUCUGACUUUGACUACGAGUCGAUCCUGCUGGGCCUGUACCAGGAAUGGAUCGAGCUGGAUCUGUUCCACCACAUCCUCGCCACCUUCUCCGAGGAGGAGUUCACGGCGGCCGGUCUGACACCAUCGGACCGCUUCCUCAUCCAGUUCAUGGCCGACCAGGAAUCCGGACACGCCACCCUGCUGUCUAACCUCCUCGGCGGUCCGGGAGGCGCCACACCGCAGUGUACCUACAACUACCCGUUCACCACGGUGCACGAAGCCUUCGACUUCACGCAGAAGCUUACCCGCUUCGGCGAGUCCGGCGUCUGGGGAUUCCAAGCGCACCUGGACUCCCGCGAAGUCGCGCAGCUGCUCGACCAGUCCAUCGCCACCGAGGCCCGCCAGCAGAUGAUCUUCCGCCAGUUCGCCGGCCUGUUCCCCAUGCCCGUCUGGUUCGAGACUGGCAUCCCCCAGUCGUGGGCCUGGACCCUGCUCGCCCCCUACAUCUCCUCGUGCCCGGCGAACAGCAAGCGGCUGGCGUGGCAGAACUUCCCGGCCCUGACGGUCCUCAACCAGCCCAACAGCGCACGCAUGAACGCCACGCAGACGGGCUUCAACGAGACGACGGGUUUCGGCCCGGCGGCCCCCGGCUCAGACGUCCCCAAGGCCGAGUCGUGCAUCGGCACCAACGUGACGGGCUUCGACUGCUCGGCGGCCAUCUCCCAGAACCGCAGCAUCCCGCUCUCGUUCCCCGGCCGCAAGGUCUUCCUCAGCUGGGAGAACCCGGGCAAGGCCGUUGGGCCCAACAACUCCUACGUCACGGACACCAAGGCGGGCGCGCCGCAAUGGGUCCUCUGGGUCAGCCAGCUGAACAUCACCUACUCGCCACUGACCAACAUCUCGUCGUCCAACGGCACAAACUUUGGCCAGACGAUCCAGCCCGAUGUCUCUACCUACGAGGGAGACCCGGCUAUCAAUGGUACCAUGUUUAUCGCUCUUACCGAUAACAACCUGCCAUACACCUCCUUCAACCUGAGCAACGUCAACCCUCACGUAGCUGCUGGUCCUUUCUUGUACCAGGCUGGUUAA
This is a messenger RNA of Drepanopeziza brunnea f. sp. 'multigermtubi' MB_m1, 1581 nucleotides long. RefSeq lists its product as uncharacterized. NCBI's taxonomy places the organism in Eukaryota, Fungi, Ascomycota, Leotiomycetes, Helotiales, Drepanopezizaceae. The record is from RefSeq and is a predicted model, not a curated record.